Molecule: messenger RNA, 2577 nt
Organism: Pocillopora verrucosa
Lineage: Eukaryota; Metazoa; Cnidaria; Anthozoa; Scleractinia; Pocilloporidae
Product: peroxisomal targeting signal 1 receptor
Biological process (GO): protein import into peroxisome matrix, docking
Cellular component (GO): peroxisomal membrane; cytosol
Molecular function (GO): protein binding
Source: RefSeq, a predicted model, not a curated record
UCAUUACCUAAGAUCGUAAAUGUUCAAGAGAGAGUGGCAAAGUGCACGAUGCCAUGGCUAAAAAUGAAUGGUGAACUUUCUCAAGUUAUUUUAAUUUGAGAAUGUCCAAAUGAUUACAAGUUUUAAGAAGAUUGCUCCUUCAGAUUGUAAGGACCUACCGGUGAAUACGUGAUUAGGAAAUUGAAAAAUUGCUACAUCAAAGAGUUAAAAAUGGCAAUGCGGGAUUUAGUUGAGGGGGAAUGUGGAAGUGCUAAUCCUCUGAUGAAACUGGCGACUCACUUCACACAAGAUCAGUCAUUUCAUCAGGAGGGUCUUGUGCAAGACAGGUUUGGACCUCCCAGGGAACUGGGUGAAAGAGCUUUUCAUGAGGCUCAAGAAGACCAGUUGGUGUCAGAAUUUCUUCGUGAUCCACGAACACAUGCUCCUCCCCAGUCCUUUCGUAUGGGUGAUUUGCUUCAUGAAAUGAAAGAAAUUGAACAAAGAAACCAGCAUCUUACUCCAGUUAGAGCUCCUGGAAUUGCUGAUCUGGCAUCAAGUGAAUGGGCUGCUGAAUACAUGUCAUCUGAGGUGCAACGAGCUGAAGAAUGGUCAAAAGAAUAUGUACAUGAAACAAGAUUUCAACCAAGAGCUGGUGUCCAGGAUUUUCCAACUAAAUGGGCAGAUGAGUACCUGGAGCAUGUUAGGGACAUGGGACAUGAAGGCCUGGAUGAUGCAGCAUGGGUAAAUGAAUACAAGCAAGAAGGUGAAAAUGCUGAACUAUCCAAGACAGCUGGGGAGCUGCUUGAAAAUGCUGAGGAUCCAAAGUUUGCAAACUCAAAGUUUAUGAAGUUUGUAAAGAAACUUAGAGAUGGUGAAUACACAAUUGAAAAUAACCAGGUAAUUGACACAAAGACUGGGCAGGAGGUUAAUGAAGACACUGAGGCUGCAGAAGAGUGGGUGGAUGAGUAUGAGAAAUUUAGGUCAACUGAGGCUGAUGAUUGGAUCAAAGAGUUAACAUCUGCAGCCCACGAACAAAAGUCAAAUUUGGAAUUUUGGGAUCGCUUGGAAGGAGAGUGGGAUGACCUAAUAAGACGUGAUGGUGAAGACGCUCAUUCCUGGUACAGUCAAAGUGAUGCUACAGUGAACAAGGAGUAUACUUUCGAAGAAGAUAAUCCACUCAUAGAUCAUCCAAACCCGUUUGAGGAGGGACUGAAAAAGCUCAAAGAGGGAGACUUGAUUAGUGCUAUUUUGUUAUUUGAAGCAGAGGUUAAGCAGAGACCAGAACAUGCUGAGGCGUGGCAGUAUUUAGGAACAAGUCAAGCAGAAAACGAGCAAGAUAUUGCAGCAAUAAUUGCUUUGAAUAAAUGCCUCGAAUCACAGCCAGAUAAUUUGACAGCGCUUAUGGCUCUGGCAGUAAGUUACACCAAUGAAUCCAUGCAAUCACAGGCCUGUCGGACCUUAAAAGCUUGGUUAAAGGCUAACCCACGGUACAAUGACCUAGUGGCUAAUGAGCCCGCGGGAUCAGAGACCGGUGCGCGGUCGCGGUUAGUGACGUCAUCAAUUAUGUCAUCGGAGAUGUACAAUGAGAUAAGAGACUUGUAUAUCACAGCUGCACAAAGGGCUCCAGUGAACGAUAUCGAUGCAAACGUACAGGUCGGUCUCGGCGUUUUGUUUAACUUGUCUGGGGAGUAUGACAAGGCAGUCGAUUGUUUCCAGGCCGGACUGCACGCCCUGCCAAAUGAUGCUCUUCUAUGGAACAGAUUAGGCGCCACGUUGGCGAACGGCGGGCGCAGCGAGGAAGCAGUCGAUGCAUACAGACAUGCGCUGAAUCUCAGCCCGGGGUUUAUCCGGUGCCGAUACAAUUUAGGAAUCAGCUGUAUAAACUUGAAUGCUCACAGACAAGCGGUGGAUCACCUGCUAACUGCGUUGAAUAUGCAGAGAAAGGGUACAAUUGGACCAGGGGGCUCAGUCUCUACAAUGUCUGACAACAUUUGGUCGACGCUGCGCAUGACUCUGUCACUGAUGGGCAGGUCUGACCUCCAUAAAGCAGUCGAUACACGUGACUUGGAUCAUCUCAACGCAGUCUUUCACGCGGAUUCGCACAAUGAUGGAGCGAUUACUGUUUAAACGUCACAAGCGUGACAAUCUUGUCAUUAUUGGGAUGAACGCCGUCAGUAUUCGAUUGCUCUUUGAGGAAAAUUGCAUCCAAGAAGGUUUUGUCUUCGGCGACUUUUGGGUAAAAUUUGAGAGAUAUUUCAAUGUGUUAAGACCGUGUGUUUUGUAAUUGGCCUCGAAUAACAACAACGAUUUACAGAAACAGCAGCACUUGCUGCCUUUUACCGAGGAAAAUGGAAUAAUUCACGAUGAGAUGACGUCUUUCAGAAGAAAGUUGAUUUACUUUUCAUCGACUUGAAAGCGCCGACCUCGAACGAAGAAUGGAAACCUGAGCACAACUUACAUGAGACAAUUAUCAAAGAGUGGCUCGUGUGCUAAUUGUUAAUUUUAUUGAUUAAGGUCAAUGCAAUGCAAUAUUUAAAGGAUUUAAUAUAUGAUGUAUGUUUAUUAAGUCCUGUUAAUAUCCGCAAUUAUGAAUUCAAG